This is a messenger RNA of Colletotrichum siamense, 663 nucleotides long. RefSeq lists its product as uncharacterized. The coding region runs from base 1 to 663 and encodes 220 amino acids. The transcript has 2 exons. Lineage: Eukaryota; Fungi; Ascomycota; Sordariomycetes; Glomerellales; Glomerellaceae. The record is from RefSeq and is a predicted model, not a curated record.
AUGCCAAUUUUCCAGGAUGGAAGUGUGGAUCAGGAACUAGACGUCAUCAGGGGUAUGCCCGAAGGCAUGGCGCGAACAGUCCUGAUCUCGCUUUGUGGGGAGCGGGAGACCAGGAAGAAGGCUGUUGAGAUGGCACGGCAACUUCUUGGAAGUCAGGCGAAAAUUUCGGCCAUGACAACGACUAGCGGGUCUGCGAAGCCUGCAAGCUUGGUUUGCAGCCGAUGUCACGAGCGAGUUGAAGGCGACAAGCAAGACCCCGAUGCUUGUAAAUACCAUCCAGGAGAGUUUGAACUGGAUGAGUCUAGUAAAGAAUGGGAUUCGAUUGACAUCUGGGACGAGAACGACUGGGAACAGUUGGAGGAUGACCCGUGCUGGAAAGAAGACAAGCCCGAUGGCUUCAAGUGGAGUUGCUGCGAGAGGAAUGGGAACGUCGAGGGUUGCGAGAGGGGCCCGCACAUCACGGAGACGAACCCGGCGGGUGUGAGCAACCUUGGCAGUGGCACAGGGUGGAAACCUGAGUUGGUCAACGAUGAUGGACCUGACGUUCAAGUCCUGGGUGAGAGGUCUUCUAACAAGCGGAAAUCGGAUGGGGACAUUGUUGGCCUUAAUGGACACAAAGAUAAGAAAGGGGCACAUGGAUACGGAAUCGGUAUCUUCGAAUAG